Molecule: messenger RNA, 1228 nt
Organism: Microbotryum saponariae
Lineage: Eukaryota; Fungi; Basidiomycota; Microbotryomycetes; Microbotryales; Microbotryaceae
Source: the annotation of a GenBank genome assembly
AUGCGUACCUCUUUCCUUACGAACCUCGCCGUUGCCGGUCUCGCGAUCGCCGCCCCUCUCGGCAAGCGCAACAACGAUGGCAAAUCCACCGACAUUGACCCCGUCAUCCUCAACUGUGAGUUUACAUCCCAGAAUCAAGCAUGAAACGGUGCUUCGAGAAAGACGGUGGCUCAUUGCGAAUAUGCUUCCUAUCACAGAUGCUCUUACUCUGUACGUUCCGAUAGAGCACUGCAGAGGCACGAGCCCAGGAAUGGAACCCGUCCAUGCGGCCUAUUACGUUUUCGAAACAGGAAACUGACCCACGUGGGAAUUUCUUCUCCUCAGCGAGCACCUCGAAGCCGCUUUUUACAAGCAGGGUCUCCAAAAGUACGCGUUCUCUGCCGUCGUUGUCGGCACCAGAAAGCCGCCCCCCCUCCUGUCUCGACAGGCUCCCCUGCGCCUUUGCUGAUCGCGGCUCCUUGCUCACGUCUAUUCGCACAGGUAUUCUGCCGAAGCAUUCCAAUCCGCUGCCUUUCCAGAAUGGGUUCGCUACCGCCUGUCCGAGAUCGCCUCGCACGAGACAACCCACGUCUCGUUCUUGACCGAUGCCCUCAAAGCCGCCGGCGCGCAAGCGACCGCCGCCUGCGAGUACUCGUUCCCGGACAACUCGCCCGAGACCUUCAUCGCUGUAGCGCAGAUCCUCGAAGGGGUCGGAGUCAGUGCCUACAUCGGUGCGGCGAACAAGAUCACCAACCCGGCUUACUUGCAGUACGCGGCUCAAGUACUUGCUGUUGAGGCUCGCCACUCGGCUUGGAUCCGUGGUGCUGCGCAACAGCUCGAUUCGUUCCCCAGUCCGUUUGACUUGGCGCUCGGCUUGAACCAAGUCUAUUCGCUUGCAGCGGGCUUCAUCAAGUCGUGCCCUUCGAGUAACCCGACUCUCCCCGUCAAGGCGUUCCCCGUAUUGACUGCUGGUGCCCUUGAGUCGGGCAACAAGGUCAAGCUCACGUACGCCAACGCCCAAUCCGGCGCUUUCGCCACCUUCAUCACUGCCCUCGGCGCCGAGUCGGUCGCUCUUCCUUCCGAUGGCGUUGUCACCGUCCCUUCGGGCUUGUACGGCCAGAACUACGUCGUCAUCACCAAGACGAACGGCACCGCCACGGACGACAAUACCCUGGCCGGUCCCGCUAUCGUCGAGGUGAGUAUUUCCUCCCUAACCGAGACCCCUUUGAUCGCUCCAGCAUGGCCAUGA